AUGGCACGCAAUCAAGGCGAAGUAGCAAACCAGUUAGCUGGCAACCAGGCGGGGAUCGCAGAACUCCGCAGCCGUCUGCUGUUCGUAUUGUUUGCAUUGCUGGUCUACCGGAUAGGCACGCACAUUCCUGUGCCUGGCAUUGAUCCCGGUCAACUGGCCGCUUUGUUUGAUCAAAGCCAGGGCGGUAUUCUCGAGUUGUUUAACAUGUUCUCGGGUGGCGCCUGGGAGCGUAUGAGUAUUCUGGCUCUGGGUGUUAUUCCAUACAUUACGGCAAGUAUCAUCAUGAAUCUGAUGACCAUGAUGUACCCCCAGUUUCAGCAAUGGCGCAAAGAAGGUGAUGCUGGUCGUCGCAAGAUUACCAAAGUAACCCGCUAUCUGACGCUGGCUAUCGCAACGAUCCAGGGUGUGUCCCUGGCCGUGACGCUGGCUAAUCAGGGGUUAGCCUUCGAUCCGAGCUUCACCUUCUACUUUGUUGCUUCGCUCACCCUGGUGACAGGCGCAGUAUUCAUGAUGUGGUUGGGCGAGCAGAUUACUGAGCGUGGUGUUGGUAAUGGCAUUUCGCUAUUGAUCUUUGCCGGUAUUGUCUCCGGCUUCCCCUCAGCACUCGGCCAGGUUUUCGAAGCUGCACGGCAGGACCAGAUUAACAUCAUCGCAUUGUUGUUCAUUACAGCUAUCGCCGUCGGUGUGGUCUGGUUUAUCGUUCGCGUCGAGCGCGGGCAGCGUCGGAUUACGGUUAAUUACGCCAAACGCCAGCAGGGUCGCCGUGUCUUCCAGGCGCAGAGCAGUCACCUGCCGUUAAAAAUCAACAUGGCCGGUGUUAUCCCAGCGAUUUUUGCCUCGAGUCUGCUGUUAGCCCCGGCGUCUAUGGCCAGCUGGUUCGGCACCAACCCUGGUAUGGGCUGGUUGCAGGAAAUUUCUCUGGUUCUGUCUCCUGGGCAGCCGCUUUACAUCAUGAUGUUUGCCGCGGGUAUUAUCUUUUUCAGCUUCUUUUACACCGCAAUUAUGUUUGACCCGAAAGAUGUGGCGGACAAUUUGAAGCGCCAGGGUGCCUAUGUACCAGGUAUACGGCCGGGGCAGCAGACCGCAAAAUACAUUGACGAUGUCAUUACCCGGCUGACCGUUUUCGGUGCUCUGUAUGUGACGUUGGUAUGUUUGUUACCGGAAUUUAUGAUUGUAGCAUUCGAUAUAACUUUUCAACUGGGCGGCACCGCGCUGCUGAUUGUGGUGGUAGUGGCAAUGGACUUCAUGUCCCAGGUGCAAUCUCACCUGAUGUCCAGCCAGUACGCCAAGUUGAUGGAAAAAUCGAAUCUACAGACUUACGGACGUCGUAAAGGCGGAUAA
Molecule: messenger RNA, 1341 nt
Organism: Symbiodinium pilosum
Lineage: Eukaryota; Dinophyceae; Suessiales; Symbiodiniaceae
Source: the annotation of a GenBank genome assembly